CUCAGGCUUGUACCAAAUAUUGAAUUUCAGGAAAAGGGUACACAUUUAGACAGUUGCGCUACUAUUGACAUAUCGAGUCUACAAACUAUGGCGGACCGUAAGGCUGAGCUGGAGCGUAAGAAAGCAAAACUCCUAGCAAUGCGAGAAGAAAAGAAGAAAAGAGAGGAAAUUAAGAAGCUUGGCGCACAGGAUGCUGACGGUUCAGACGUACGUCAGACUGCAGAAGAAUUGUUGAAGGACCUGGGUUUACCUGAAUCCACCACAUUGCAGACUGCAACUAUUCGUGAUCUAGAGUCACCAUCUCAUGAUGUAGUUGACAGCAUUCUCCAGCGUGGUGUGAAAAAGCGAAAGAAUCUGCAAAUUUCAGAAGUGUUUGAGACUAUAAUUCCACCGCCGGAAACGAUAAUAUAUAGUAAGGAAACACAAACUUUAGAUGAGCCACCUGAACGCAAAAAUCGCGCAACGGAUUAUUAUGUUUUAACAUAUGAUGAAAGUAAUCGAGAUGAGGUGGAUGCAAAUGCAGCAUUGGCUGAACUGGAGAAAAUGCCACAUAUUGGUGUUACUAAAACUGGACAAACUCGUGGAAUCAUCGAUAAAGCUGAUGGAAGCCGUGCAGUCAUGGAUAAUACCGACGAAAUUCAUUCGGAUGAAGUUCAGCUUACUGAUGUUAUUCCAAUGUCAGAGGAAGAGAAAGCUCAACUACUAUCAUCUGAUGCCUUUCUACGCUUCUUUGAGCGUUCUUCACGUAUCAUUGAACGAGCAAUAUCACGUUCAGAUGAAGGAAUCUUUUCAGAUUAUUCAGGUGAAGAUCAUGAAACUGAAGAAUCAGAUGAAUUACUCACUGUUUCAUUGGAGUUUUUCGAUGAACGAUGGUCUAAACACCGCACAAUAACUGGUUUAGAUUGGUCAACUAUAUUUCCAGAAUUGUUACUCACAGCUUAUCAUAUGAAUGAAGAAGCGGUUCAUGAACCUGAAGGUGUUUGUUUAAUGUGGAACAUGAAAUAUCCAAAGAAAUUAAGUCCAGAAUUUAUAUUUCACUGUCAGUCCCCAGUCACCUCAGCUAGUUUAUCACGAUUUCAUCCAAAUAUUGUUGUUGGCGGUACUUAUUCUGGGCAGAUUGUUAUUUGGGAUAGUCGAGUGAAUAAACGCACACCAGUUCAACGUAGUCCGUUAACAUCAUGGGCUCAUACACACCCAGUGUUUGCAAUCACUUUAAUUGGUACACAGAAUGCUCAUAAUAUAAUUAGCUUGGGAUCAGAUGGUUCCUUAUGUGCAUGGAGUUUGGAAAUGCUAGCACAACCAAGAGAGAAGAGUAAAGUUUGUGAAAUGUCUUCUGGUGGUUUAUUCGAUUUAUAUCCUACAUGUAUGUCUUUCUUUGCUAAUGAUGUCAAUAAUUAUGCUGUCGGUGCUGAAAUGGUAAUGCCUACUGUGGACAACGACACAGCAGUCGGACAGGAGUUGCUGAGGAAACUUCACGUCAUGUUCCAUACAAAGGUCAUGGUGCACCUUUAACAGCGAUCUCUACUCAUCCUAGUCCAGGUGCUUUUAGUUUCUCUUCACUUUUUCUCACCGCAUCACUGGAUUGGACUGUACGUUUGUGGUCUACUCGUGAACACAAACCUAUACAUACAUUUGAUGAUUAUUCAGAUUAUGUUUAUGAUGUUUGUUGGAGUCCUGUACAUCCAGCUGUAUUCGCUGCUGUAGAUGGGACUGGGCACUUGGAUGUAUGGAAUGUGAAUCAAGACCCUGAGAUUCCUGUGGCUCGUCGUACACUAGGAAUAUCAAGUAAUGUCGAUACAUCAUCAUCAUCAUCAUCUGGAGUAGUUGGAGUUGCUUUAAAUAAGUGCCGUUGGAAUACGUCAGGUACACAUUUGGCGGCUGGAGAUGAUACUGGUCGUGUAACUAUUUGUAGUGUGCAUGAAAGUCUUUCACAGCCAGGUACUGAAGAUUGGUCUGGUUUCGCACAUGUCUUGGCUGACCUUAAACACUAUGAAAUGGAACCAGAAAUAGAGUCAGAAUCAUAAUAUUUUUACUUUAUUUUCGCUACAUUAAAUCACCUAUAAGGUAAAAAAUUCUGUCUUUGUUAAUUGUAGUUUAUUUGCAAUAGUGUUAACAAAAAUCACUUUUCUCAUUUGGUUGAGGUGUUUUUGAAAGACACACCCAAAGGCUGUGGUUUCUCCCUCUUUUUUCUACUUUUCUAUUCAUAAUUACCUGCCUAUGUUGUCUUUAAAUUCAGUUCUGUACUUUGCUUUAAUUUCUGUGACUUGAUUACUUCCUUAUCAUACAUUUAUAUAUCAGCAAUAAGUAAACAGUUCUGGGGAUUAAUUGUGGUCUGACUUCUUACGCAAUACAGCUAUUGAAAUGUAAUGUGAGGAACAGAUUAAAGCCAUCUGUUAACCAACCCAAAGUUUCAUUUUACGAAC
Molecule: messenger RNA, 2423 nt
Organism: Heterobilharzia americana
Lineage: Eukaryota; Metazoa; Platyhelminthes; Trematoda; Strigeidida; Schistosomatidae
Source: the annotation of a GenBank genome assembly